UACGAUCUAAUUAUUUUAAACCAAUGUAUAAAAUACGUGUAUCAUUUAAGCAGAAAGAUCUCAAUGUAUUUGAGAAAUUACGUAAUUAUUCAUCCUCAAAAAAUGAUAAUAUAUCAAAAAAUUUAAAAUUAAAAAAAUGUUUAGUGUUUUCGAAGUUUUCAAGAUACGAUUAUGAGAGAUAUUUUUUAUCGAAAUCACCACAAAAUGAUUUGGAAUUUGAGAAGAAAGUUCGAAGUAAAGGAUUAAACUAUGAUAGAUUAGUUGAAUAUAAAACCAUGAAUAGUAAAUUUGAAGAAAAAGUUACAAAUUGUUUAAAAGAGCUUGGAAUAGAAGUUCAAGUUGUUAACAGAUUAAGUUGUAACACAAAACUAAUAGAAUGGGCCGAUAUUAUUAUACCUACGGGCGGAGAUGGUACAUUUUUAUUAGCAGCUAGUCAGAUUACAGAUAAUAAGAAAAUCAUUGUAGGAUUUAAUUCAGAUCCGAAUCAUUCUGAAGGUCAUUUGUGUUUACCAAAAAAAUUUUCCGUUAAUAUUAAGGAAGCUAUUAAAAACUUACAAACGGGUAAUUUUAGAUGGCUGAUGCGAAGUCGAAUUCGAACAAAAUUAACCGCACAAACGUUUGGUAAACCAGUUGAUUUGCAUCGUAUGAAUAACGAUAAUUUAUUAAAAUUUAAUCCAGAAAAUGGAACAGAGGUGACUUUACCUGUUUUAGCUUUAAAUGAAGUGUUUGUUGGUGAAUCAUUAUCUGCUAAAGCAUCGACCUUAGAUAUAAAUUUAGAUGACAGUAGUGUAUUUACAAGAAUUAAAUCAUCUGGAGUAUGCAUUACUACUGGAACUGGAUCUACAUCGUGGUAUUAUAGUAUGAAUCGUUUAGCACCUGAUUACAUAUCCAUAUUGUUACGAUUAUUGAAAUCGAAAAUAGACAAUCCGGAAUUAUUGGAGAACAAUAAUUCUUUGUGUUCAGAAUUAGCGGAUAUUUAUAAUAAAAGUUUAAUAUUUAAUGCAGAUGACAAACGAAUGGCAUAUACAGUACGAGAUAUGAUAGUUGCUGGCGUUUGGCCAUCACCAAAAGGAAUUCAACCCAGAAAUUUUGCCAAAAAAGUUCGUUUACAAUCGUUGUGUUAUGAUGCUGGUCUCGUAAUCGAUGGUAAUAUUUCUUUUCCAUUCAACAAUAAUGCCAAAGCAACAUUUGAAAUACAUGAUGAGGAUGCUCUUCGAACUGUAAUUAUGGAUCCAUAAUCCAAUGAUGUGUUUUUCAAGUGUUUUUAUUU
Chrysoperla carnea is the source of this 1270-nucleotide messenger RNA. It is a transcript of the gene Nadk2, whose product is annotated as NAD kinase 2, mitochondrial. The record is from RefSeq and is a predicted model, not a curated record. Gene Ontology annotation, biological process: NAD+ metabolic process. Bases 24 to 1238 code for a protein of 404 amino acids. Gene Ontology annotation, cellular component: mitochondrion. Gene Ontology annotation, molecular function: NAD+ kinase activity. Lineage: Eukaryota; Metazoa; Arthropoda; Insecta; Neuroptera; Chrysopidae. The transcript is spliced from 6 exons.